Molecule: messenger RNA, 702 nt
Organism: Maudiozyma barnettii
Lineage: Eukaryota; Fungi; Ascomycota; Saccharomycetes; Saccharomycetales; Saccharomycetaceae
Gene: TML25
Product: palmitoyl-(protein) hydrolase
Exons: 1
Coding region: 1-702 (233 amino acids)
Biological process (GO): protein depalmitoylation
Cellular component (GO): cytoplasm
Molecular function (GO): carboxylic ester hydrolase activity; palmitoyl-(protein) hydrolase activity
Source: RefSeq, a predicted model, not a curated record
AUGAAUCAAGCAGUGAGAAUAGCAUCUCGUACAAAACCUCAUACCCAUGUUUUAAUUGUGUUGCAUGGUCUAGGUGAUACGGGUCAAGGAUGGACUUUCUUAGCAUCUGAAUUACAACAGGAAAAAUGUUUUGAUUCCACAAGUUUUAUAUUUCCAAAUGCACCACACAUUCCAAUUACUGCUAAUAGUGGGAUGCAUAUGCCUGGUUGGUUCGAUAUCAAAGAGUGGGACCCACACAUGAAGCAAUUCGAUACAGAGGGGUACCUCAAGUCAUUACAAUGUGUCGAGGACUACGUUGAGGAGCAAAUGAAGAAUGGAAUUCCCGCUAAAAAUAUCAUUAUAGGUGGGUUCUCGCAAGGUGCAGCUUUAACAUUAGGUAGUACAUUAAAUCUUAAGGAGAAAAUUGGAGGGUUUUUUGCUUUAUCUGGGUUCAUUAACUCUGGUAUCAAGGAUGUCAUAUGGGAUAAUGAGGUCAAUAAAAGCGCCAAAAGUUGUAAUUUAGAUACACCAAUCUUCCAUGGCCAUGGUGACUGGGAUCCAAUUGUUGCAAUAGAAAAGGGUAAACAGGCUGAGAGAUAUCUUACAGAGGAGUGCCAUUUCAAGGAUUAUAACUUCCACGAGUAUGCACAUCUCGAACAUUCAGUCGCACCACAAGAAUUAAGGGAUUUGACCAAUUUUAUCAAGAAAUGUUGGCAAAUGUAG